UUCUAUUUUUUUCUCCAAAGGUGUCUCUGCAACAUGGACCCACAGAAUCUAACACGUGUAUCUGAAUUUCUACUCUUGGGCCUCUCAGAGGAUCCAGAACUGCAGCCCCUCCUCUUUGGACUGUUCCUGUCCAUGUACCUGCUCACCAUGUUUGGAAACCUCCUCUUCAUCCUGGUUGUGAGCUCUGACCCCCACCUCCACAAUCCCAUGUAUUUCUUCCUCUCCAACCUUUCCUUGUGUGACAUUGGUUUCACCUCUGUCACAAUCCCAAAGAUGCUUACGGAUAUCCACACACACCACAGGAUUAUAUCCUAUGUCAACUGCCUGAUUCAGUUAUUUUUUUUUUUGUUUUUUGGAUGUAUGGACAAUCUCCUCCUGGUGGUGAUGGCCUAUGACCGGUUUGUGGCCAUCUGUCAGCCACUUCACUACCCAGUCAUCAUGAACCUUCAUUUCUGUGGCUUGUUGGUUUUGCUGUCUUUUUUCCUCAGCCUUUUGGACUCCCAGCUGCAGUCAUUGAUGACGUCACAACUCACCUUCUGCAUGGAAGUGGAAAUUCCGCAUUUCUUCUGUGACCCUUCUCAACUCCUCAUCCUUGCCUGUUCUGACAUCACCACCAAAAACAUACUAGUGUAUUUUAUUGGUGCCAUCUUUGGUGGUGUUCCUGUCUCAGCAAUCCUUUUCUCUUAUGCUCAAAUUGUUUCCUCCAUUCUGAGAAUCCCAUCAUCAGGUGGGAAGUAUAAAGCCUUUUCCACCUGUGUUUCUCACCUGUCAGUGGUUUGCUUAUUUUGUGGAACAGGUAUUGGAGUGUACCUGAGUUCAGCUGUCUCACUUUCUCCUAUGAGUGGUACAGCAGCCACAGUGAUGUACUCCGUGGUCACCCCUAUGUUGAACCCCUUCAUCUACAGUCUGAGGAACAGGGAUAUCAAGAGGGCUCUGCAGAGGCUCCUCAGCUGA
Molecule: messenger RNA, 954 nt
Organism: Trichechus manatus latirostris (Florida manatee)
Lineage: Eukaryota; Metazoa; Chordata; Mammalia; Sirenia; Trichechidae
Product: olfactory receptor 18-like
Biological process (GO): G protein-coupled receptor signaling pathway
Cellular component (GO): plasma membrane
Molecular function (GO): G protein-coupled receptor activity; olfactory receptor activity
Source: RefSeq, a predicted model, not a curated record